CAAUAGUAACACAAAGAGAUGGAGCAUAGCGGCCGGCUUGAAGCGUGUCGGGUCUGGGCUUUCUUGUGCCUAGCGCUACUGCCGGGACUUGUCCAUUGCUCAGAGAAAAAUCACAAGUAUGAGGACCGAGAGAAGGUCAACCUAUGGGUGAAUAAAGUGGGACCUUACAACAACCCACAAGAGACCUACAAUUAUUAUUACCUGCCGUUCUGCAAAAGGCAUCCCGCGCUCAAGGCGCAGCACAGCUGGGGAGGCCUUGGCGAGGUGCUGCAGGGCAAUGAGCUGAUCAACAGUCAGCUGGAUAUAGUUUAUAAAGGCAACACCACCGGAGCUGACAUCUGUUCCUUGACUCUGGACGAACGGAAAGCAAAAGUAUUCGAAGAUGCUAUUCGUCGCCAGUAUUGGUUUGAGCUCUUCGUUGACGACCUUCCUGUCUGGGGUUUCGUUGGCGAGCUCAAAAAGGAUGAUGCCGGCGUCGAACGCGCCUACAUAUACACAAGCAAGAGGUUUGAUAUUAGUUACAACAAAGACAGGAUUAUCCAAGUCAACCUCACUACCGCGGAUCCGGUCUUGGUGGCCGUGGGCGCCAAGCUUAACUUUCGGUACACAGUCAACUGGAUCCCCUCAAAAACUCCAUUCUCUCGCAGAUUUGAGAGGUAUCUGGAUUAUACUUUCUUUGAGCAUAAGAUCCACUGGUUCUCGCUCGUGAACUCGUUUAUGAUGGUGCUUUUCCUCACGGGCCUCGUCGCCAUUAUUCUCAUGCGGACGCUUCGCAAAGACUAUGCGCGGUAUGCUCGCUCUGCUGCGGAUGCGCUGGAUGCCGAGUCGCUCGAGAGCGAUUUCUCGGAAGAGUCAGGCUGGAAGCUGGUGCAUGGGGACGUGUUUCGGCCACCUCGGCACCUGACGUUGCUGGCAGCCAGCGUGGGCACGGGAGUGCAGCUGGUGUUUUUAUGUACGGCGGUCAUCGUCCUCACCAUCGCGGGCUCGUAUUUCGAGGAGCGCGGCACCAUUCUUACCUGCUUCAUCAUCGCGUAUGCGUUUACAUCCUUCAUUGGCGGAUACGUGUCUGGAGGGCUGUACGCGCGCCACGAGGGCCGGCAAUGGAUUCGCACCAUGCUGAUGACAGCGUCACUCUUCCCAGGGCUAUGCUUUGCCAUUGCCUUUGGGCUCAACACCAUUGCCAUCUUUUACCACUCCCUUGCGGCCGUGCCCUUCGGCUACAUCAUGGCGGUGCUGCUGCUUUGGGGCUUUAUCUCGUUUCCGCUGUGCCUCAUUGGCACUGUCAUUGGCCGUAACUGGAACUCCAUCCCCAACUAUCCCUGCCGCGUGAAGCGCAUACCGUCGCCUAUACCCGACAAGCACUGGUACCUGCGUCCUUGGGCCAUUUGCAUGGCGGGCGGUUUGCUGCCCUUCGGUUCUAUCUUUAUUGAGAUGUACUUCGUCUUUACCAGCUUCUGGAAUUACAAGGUCUACUACAUUUACGGCUUCCUGUUGCUGGUGGUCCUUAUCUUGCUGGUGGUAACGGUUUGCGUUACCAUCGUGGGCACCUACUUCCUCCUCAACGCUGAGAACUACCACUGGCAGUGGACCGCCUUUGGCAUGUCGGCAUCUACCUCCUUCUAUGUAUUCCUCUACUCGGUGCACUACUUCCUGUUCAAGACCAAAAUGACUGGCCUGUUUCAGACGUGCUUUUACUUUGGCUACACGUCCAUGUUCUGCCUGGGGUUAGCGCUACUAUGCGGCGCGGUGGGCUACAUGGCCGCAGCGGCCUUUGUCCGGACGAUAUACCGCAACGUCAAAUGCGAUUGAGGGUUUCGAGGGUUUUGCUGGAGGGGGGGAGCUGUUCGCAUCGCAUCUGGGGGCCCUAGGGAAUUGGUGAGGAAGGUAGCGGAGAGCGUGAGGGUGUGAAGGGUUAGAGGCUGGGAAAGGAAGGAGGUCCCAGCAUUAGGGAUUGAGGCUGGCAAUGAUUGGACGAAUAGCAGUAUCGCGGAAUGUGGAUGUGUAUAGGCCACGCAGCCGGUGAUGCGUUUGGGAUACCAAUCAGGAUGUAUCGCGCAGAGGGCAGGGCUGCUUGUUCAGGUUCAGGUCUGCAGAGCUGAGGGCAGUAGUUGUGGGUAGUCUCUGCUUACACAGGCGAGGGGUACCCUUGUUUGCUCGGUUAUUACCCGCUUGGAGGGGCCUUAAAUGCUCCAGGCGAUUGUGAUAUAAAUAACGCUGUUGCUUGCAGGGGUACAGGGGCUGCGAUUGAGGUGGCGAUAUUCAAAUCCGGCUGUCAAUAGACACUUUUAUAGCUGUUGUUCGCUUUCAGGGGCCUUAUGGCCGUAUGGUCGGCUUUCAGGAGGACUUCCAGGCGGAGUAAGAUGCGAGCUAGCUGACACAGAUAACGACGCGUCGAAUGG
This is a messenger RNA of Volvox carteri f. nagariensis, 2399 nucleotides long. RefSeq lists its product as uncharacterized. Gene Ontology annotation, biological process: protein localization to membrane. The transcript is spliced from 10 exons. The coding region runs from base 19 to 1809 and encodes 596 amino acids. The record is from RefSeq and is a predicted model, not a curated record. Gene Ontology annotation, cellular component: membrane. NCBI's taxonomy places the organism in Eukaryota, Viridiplantae, Chlorophyta, Chlorophyceae, Chlamydomonadales, Volvocaceae.